This is a messenger RNA of Nanorana parkeri, 3027 nucleotides long. RefSeq names its product cysteine and serine rich nuclear protein 2 (gene CSRNP2). Gene Ontology annotation, molecular function: sequence-specific DNA binding; DNA-binding transcription factor activity, RNA polymerase II-specific. Lineage: Eukaryota; Metazoa; Chordata; Amphibia; Anura; Dicroglossidae. The transcript is spliced from 5 exons. Gene Ontology annotation, biological process: regulation of transcription by RNA polymerase II. The record is from RefSeq and is a predicted model, not a curated record. Gene Ontology annotation, cellular component: nucleus. Bases 292 to 1851 code for a protein of 519 amino acids.
CCGAAUUUGAUGUCAUCUAUGUCGCCGAUCUCGUCUCCCUUCCGCCCCGGCUUCGAUCAGGCUCUGUGCUGACCAAUGCUCCAUCCGUACACACACAGUCAUCCACCGACAGGCCGGACCGUCAUCCGAUUGCAGCACCAGCCCCGCAAUUGUCACAUCCCCACAUCAGGACUCGGCUCGCCCUUCACUAGCCCCAUCCACAACCAUCCUGCCCGAUCUGCACGUUUGGGGGACCAUCGGACAGCAGCAUAGGAGGAAACAAGACGGAAAAUAAAAGCCACCCUUAAACAAAUGGAUGCUGUGACGAGCCGAAGCCUGAAAAGAAAAUUUGAAGACGUUGAUGUGGGCUCUCCUAUUUCUACCCCGAAAGACUCCGAUGAUGAAAUCUCAAACAGUGACAGUGCAGAAAGCUGUGACAGCAUUAACCCUCCCACCACCACCACCACUGAGCUUAUCCCAAUAUCCAUCUUGAAGAGGCAGAAACUUCUGAGACAGAAGAAUGUGCGCUUCGACCAGGUGACUGUAUACUACUUCUCCCGGCGGCAAGGUUUCACCAGCGUGCCGAGUCAGGGGGGCAGUUCCCUGGGAAUGGCACAGCACCACAAUUCUGUGCAGAAAUAUACCCUGUGUGAGUUUGCCCAGGAACAGGAAGUGUCGCAUCGAGAAAUCUUACGGGAACACUUGAAAGAAGAGAAGCUUCACACACGAAAGAUGAAGCUGACCAAAAAUGGUACCAUAGAGUCUGAAGAAGCCGAUGGCCUCACCUUGGAGGAUGUGUCAGACGAAGAUAUAGAUGUAGAUGGUGUAGAAGUAGAUGACUACUUCUUCCUUCAGCCAUUACCAACAAAGAGGCGUCGGGCUCUGCUCAGAGCAGCUGGGGUACAUCGUAUAGAUGCUGAGGAGAAGCAGGAGCUUCGCGCCAUCCGUCUCUCCAGAGAGGAAUGUGGAUGUGACUGCCGCCUCUUCUGUGAUCCAGAAGCUUGUCCAUGCAGUCAGGCUGGGAUCAAGUGUCAGGUGGAUCGUAUGUCAUUUCCAUGUGGGUGUUCCAGAGAUGGCUGCAGUAACGUAGCUGGUCGCAUAGAAUUCAACCCUAUCCGCGUACGAACUCAUUACCUUCAUACUAUAAUGAAACUUGAGCUGGAAAAUAAACGCCAACAUCCACGACCUCAGCCACCAGAACAGGAGAUUCCUCCUAACUCCCUCACUGCCCAACAGCAUCAGGAGACGCAGGACUUCCAUGAAUUUAUAGCCGAGAACUAUCACUUAGAGAAUGAGGCUGCUGUCCGCCACCUGCAGAGUGCAGAGGAGCGCCAGAGGCUCCUCGAUGAAGGUGAAGAGACCUCAAGUGGCUCAAGCCUCAGUCUAGACUCCAGUGUGGAGAGUUUAGAGGUCUGUCUUCUGGAGGCACCUAUCUCGUUGCCACCGUCCGAUUGCCAUUCCUCCGACAAUCCUGUCUUGCUGUCUUCUGACUCUUCUGUCCUCUGUUACACAGACGAAGACUCUGGGAGGCCAGCUUCACCACCUGACUACACAGAUGACAGCAUGGUGUCCAUUUAUGAUCAGAACUCAACCAGCUUAAAUCCAGGGUCAGACGUGACAGAAUCUAUCGCCUCUGAGACUACAGAGUCCAGUGGCUCGGUCCAGAUAGAUACAGAGGAUUACACAAUGAUGACUCCUUAUUCUAAGGAGGAGAACCUCGAACCAGAGCCUGCUGGGAAUUCCUCUGACUUGGUAACACAGACAGACAGGCCACUAGAAACCUCUAUGAGUGAAGGAGGGAGGUUGCAGGAAAAUUCUGACAACCCCUGGUCAGGCCAGCACUUUUCUGCAGAGAGUACCCUGACCAUAUGACACUUUUGGCAGAUGUUUUGCACAAGCUUCUUCAUCUUCUAUCCAAUCAAAGUCCUUUCCCCUCAACUUUCCAUGUGUGUACCUGUGGGAGACCUAUUUAUAUUGGCAUUGUUCAUUUACAAAUGUCUUUUUAUUAUGCGUAAAAAAAACAGUGUAAGAGGGGGGAGAAAAAAAAAAUCUAAAGAUGGUUCUGGGCCUUCUUACAACCUUUCUGAGUAAGCCAAUGUUAUGCCAGCUCACCCUUGGGUAUGUUUAGCUAUAGGGAGGAUGGUUGCCAUAUUGCUGGGUUGUGUUGCAAUAUUUUCCAUGUUUAAAAUUUGGUGACCACUAUAACUUUGCAAUAGGCACACUGCUACAACCAUUGUCUGAUACAUGCCAGACUUCACUUGACUUACAAACUAACAGUGCUCUAUCUGUAGAUCUACCACCUCCAAAAGCACCUGUAUAUGGUUUGGCACGGUUUGCUUACCAGACGGCAGGCUACCUUUUCCUUUUCAUGGUUCCUUACUUUUUGGAUUAAUCUGUUGUGGCUCCCUAGCAUCCUGCGUCUUCACUCCGUCAGUCAACGUAGAAGGAACGGAGACUAACAUCAUGUAAACUACACAGAUAUACCCAGACGUAGUAUGGUGCUAUUGAGUAGGCUUAAGUUUCAAAUGAUGGUGCAGAAGCACUUUAACUUCAAGACAAGACUAACCUACAGGACUUUCCUCAACUUUACAAAGCUGCUAAUCUUCAACGUGAACUAUUUAAAGGGGACAGUUGUACUACUUGUGCAUUCAAAUGUGCUAGUCUUUUAUCGCAAUGAGAUAUACGGUAUUAUUUUAAGCACUGCCCUUCCCCCUGCCCGAGCAUUAAGGGGUCUGUGCGAUGUACAGUUUUUAUUUUUUUAUGUAGAUUUUUACUUUGAAAUAUUGUGUUUUAAAUUAUGAGAUCACCAAAUACGCCAAUGGAAAAUAUUUAUUUAUAGAUAACAGUCAAUCUGUUACAUUUUGGCAAACAUUUUAAAAGCAUACUGUAUUUGCAGGGUUUUUAGUGAGCUGCAACUUUUCAUCCUAUGAAGUAACUGAAAUAUGGUCCUAGCUUUAUUGGCAAAAUUCUGACAUUUCUAAGACUCCUUUUACCCAAGGACUAAAUUACCUUAAAUCGGCCAAUAAAGUUAUUGCCACCUACAGCUAG